This is a messenger RNA of Dreissena polymorpha, 4048 nucleotides long. RefSeq lists its product as uncharacterized. The record is from RefSeq and is a predicted model, not a curated record. Bases 138 to 2843 code for a protein of 901 amino acids. Lineage: Eukaryota; Metazoa; Mollusca; Bivalvia; Myida; Dreissenidae. The transcript is spliced from 11 exons.
UGUAACGACCCCCGUCUUCCUGUAGUCUACCAAAUCGAAAGUAGUCUUUAAUUCGUGUAAUUACAUCACUCAUAAGUGACUGAAACAGUUAAUCAUGCCCUGUGAUUGUGUUAUCCAUUUGUAAGACUAAUGUCAAGAUGGCAGAAAAACCAACGGUAGAGGACGGCGAUCUGAAACAUUUUAGGUUAAUUUCCCUUUUAGUUGAAUGUUCAAAAGAAUGCCUUCUAAAAUUAUUUUAUAGUCAGUUGAAAAAACUAAACUUGUCAUUUCAAGAGUUUGUAUCAACUAGAACAGAUAGACUUCAGGAACUGAAGAACGAAGGAGUUUUUACCGAAGAUGAAGUUAAUAUACUCAACCAGUCCCCUGUAAACCUGGAUAAAUUUGAUAUACGGCUGAUAUGCCUGCUGCUACAGCACCUUACUCCAGACUCAAACAGUGCAUCAUACAGCGCAAGUUCACAAGGCGGUUUAGCUAUUCCAGAUGAUGAUGACUUUAGCAUUCUUGCAGAAUUGAGGAGAAUACAAAUAUGUAAAAAUCAAAUCAUGUAUCAGAGAACCAGAGUUGUGGAUGAUGACGAAUUUGACCAGCUAUUCAGUGAGAUACUAGAUACUUGUAUUAGAAUUUUGAAACAAGCCAAAUCUUCUAAAGAAGAUGUAACUGCUAUGCGAAAAAAAAUGAAUGCCCUAAAGAAUUCUAAAAUGGAAGACAUAAAAGGAAACAUUCAGGAAAAUGUUCUGCAAUGUGUACGUUGGAGUGCAGGCGAUAUGGAUGGGAUUCAGACAAGACUUGCUGGUGUUCAGAUAAAAAUGGCAAGCAGUGAGAAGUAUGAUGAGGUUGAUGCCAGUCGUCUGGACAACUUGUCACAUCUUCAGGAGGAGGUUUCCAGUCUGACUACAGAAGUGCAGGCGUUAACAAUUGAAGAGGGCUCGAAAAAUGAAGCUGCUCGAUUUACAGAAGAGCAGAGUGUUGUGCAGCAAGUGGAAACUUCCAGACAGCAACUAGCUGCAGCAUGUGAAACUAUGCAAGAAAAUAUAUUAAACUUGUUGUCUAGAGCACCUAUUGAAAAGGAUGAUAGUUUUGAAAGUAAUACUGAGGGAUGUGGUGUUGGUCAACAACAGAGGCCGAACCAACACAAUAUGCCUAUGGGUGUGCGAUCAUCAACAGUUGAAGAAACAGAACUUCUUGCUGUAUGUGCGGAGAUAGAUCCUGUGGAGCUUCAUAAGCUGAGGAUAAAUCUAGACUUUGAGAUGGCACAAAUGACCAGAUUGGAGGAAGCAUAUCGACAUUUUGAUGAACGUAUCUUUGCAAUGCUGAAAGCUUGGCAUGACACUGUGAUUUCAUGUGAACAAAACCCACGUCACCUCUUAGCAGUGGCCCUGGAGGAUUCGGGGAACCGUCUUCUGGCAAUAAAACUCGUUCCUGGAGAGGAACUAGACAGAAUUGUGCAGAGACGUGCACAUGAAAACACCAAAAAAUGCAUAAAGAAGAUAACAUUUUCAAAGCCGCAAGAAAACCAGGGUCAGGGAGUUAUGAUGAACUAUGGUGCAACAGAGGCAAUAAAUGUGUUCAGUGGUGGGGAGUUAGUGAUUGGUGGAACGAUGACAAUUGGUACAGACAAUAUUGAUUGGAGGUUGCCAUCCGCUGCCAGUAGUUGGUCGACUGGCCUGAGUGGUCCUGCAGGCAGCAGAUCAGAUCUCCCACCAGGCCUGAGUGGUCCUGCAGGCAGCAGAUCAGAUCUCCCACCAGGCCUGAGUGGUCCUGCAGGCAGCAGAUCAGAUCUCCGACCAACCUCCAGUAGUGCCAGUAUCCACAAUUUUGCUCAGCCACAUUCCCUGAACAUCAUGGGGGGCCGUGUGACAACUACUCCUGGCUCACACAUUGCUCUUGGACCAAAUAUGUCAAUGUGGAGCUCACCAUCUCGAGUUGGGUCUGCUAAAGGUGAUAGCACAGACUCGGUGCCAAACAGGCAUGGACAUUUGAAGAAAGAGUUUGACGACAGUUUAUCGCAAACCAUGAUGGACAUAUAUCUGCAGAACAUGAAGUCAGUGGGAGCCAUUAUGUGCUUUAACCAGACAUAUGGGACUGGCUUUAGAGUAGGAACAAAAUACAUUGCAACAGCUAAGCAUGUGAUUUCAACAAUUUUAGACCCAAGAAGAUCUGGAAAAGAAAACAUUUCACAUUUACAACAAGCAUCCAUUGUGUUCAGUGACCUUCCAAAUGAACCCUCUGCCACAAAGUACUACUUCUCACAGUUUUAUUAUUAUGAUCAAGAACUUGAUGUUGCUGUUCUUGAAAUAUCUAACGCCGACGGAAUGAUGCCAAGAGGGCUACGCCUCAGAAAAGAGUUCUUCUGUCGGGCUGAUACAGAUAUUGUGUCCAUAGUUGGGUAUGGGCAUCCAAACCAAAAGAAUCAAAACAAAUAUUUUGAAUAUCGGUGUCCUGUGGUGGAUAGCGAUUCACAAGCAGUUUGUGCUGCACAGGCUUUUGUCCGCCAAAAACAGGCUGUAUUAAAAAAUGGGCUGUUGAAGGGUUAUCCCUUUUCUGUUGUGGACGCAGGUUAUAAAGGCUACGAUGCUCCUUACAGAAUGCUGCUGCAUUGCUUCAUGGAACAUGGGGCAUCUGGCUCGCCAAUCUUGGCCUGUAUAAAUCCAUCAGCAGGGAUUGUAGAGGUAGUAGGGGUGUUAACUUGCGGCAUGCCAGACUUUUUCUUCUGUUUGAAACAAGAGUUCAGAUAUUUGAUCCCAAGCAAGUAUAGAUUUGAAGCAGGAUCCAGAAUGUCUGCUAUCUAUGAAAGCAUGAAAGUCUAUCAAAAGCAAGACUUGGCAGCUGACCUGUUUGUUUAAUUCUUUAAGCAUGCAGGAUGUGUUAUCAUUGUGUAAGCAUACAUGGUGUGUACCUAGUAUAUAAUAUAUAGAAUACACAUAUUGCUCAGAACUAUUUUGCCCAUGACAUUCAGAGUUGCACAAUUAUAAAAAAAAUAUGAAUACAUGUAUAUUUAAAAUGUAUUAUUUAAGUGUGCUAUACUAGGAUGCAAGAUGACGACUAUGGGGUUCACAAAUGGAUGUUAAUGGAUGUAAACACACCAGUAAGAAGUUCUUUUUCAAAUAACUUUUUUUAACAAUUUUUCUUAAGAAUUGCAACAAGUGGAUAAAAUACAGUUUUUAUGCAGUUUGUGGCAAUGUGAAAAAAACAACAGCGGAAUAACUGUAUUUAAUAAGCCUGUGUUCUUGGUAAAAAAUUCGAUGUGUAAUGAAUUCAUAAACACUGUUGUGUGCUGCAUGCGAUGUGAAAUUUUGGCACCAAUUCAGGCGUAUUUUAUAAUGUAUUCUUAAUUCAUAAGCUAUCGGCACAAACUUCCAGAAAAACUGUCUUAUGCGCUAAAGAUGUUUGCAAACAUAUUUCAAUAACUUGAGAUAUUUGCAAAAAUAAAAUUCUUAACGGUGUGUUAACAUUUGAUCCCGUGUAAGCCCAUGAAAACCCCGUUGAUUCUGCACCCUGUAUACCAAUACAUUUGAACAAUUUAUUUGCUUUAUAAUUGGCUCUGAAAAUCCUGUUGACUCUGCAUCAAUACAUUUGAACAAUUUAUUAUACCACCAUUACCAUUGGUAAUGGGGGCUUUAUAGGAGUCACUUUGUCGGUCAGUCGGCCGGUCUGUCGCGAAAUUUCAUCCGAUCCUCACCAAACUUGGUCACAAGUUGUAUCUAGAUGAUGUCAAGUUUGAAGACUGUUUGUGUGAAGCGAAAGAAAUAAGUCGAUAUCUCCAAGGUCAAGGUCGCCACGACUAAAACAAGGGCUGUUUGUAAAACAUGCAUGCCCCCCAUAUGGGCUGUCAGUUUGUAGUGGCAGCCAUUGUGUGAAUACGUUUUUUGUCACUGUGACCUUGACCUUUGACCUAAUGUAAGUUAUCAUCCGGAAACAAUUGUGCUAUUUCGAGUCACUGUGACCCCUAGUGACCUGAAAAUCAAAAGGGGUCAUCUGCCAGUCAUGAUCAAGGGGGAGUGAGAGGGGGGUAUAAUGUGGGGUGUGGUAAUUUAUAAGAUGCUUAAAA